ACGGGGGAGACUACGGUCUGGAUGACAAGGACAUGGAGGCGUCGGUGGCCACGGUGCGGUCGCUGUGCGAACAGAUCGAAACCGACCUGAUCUUCCUCAGAGAGCGAACAGACGCUGGAGGAAAGAUCAGAGACUAUCUGAUCCGCAGGCGUGUGGGCGAGGAGGACUUCCUGGAAGUCAGGGUGGCGGUGGUGGGGAAUGUGGACGCGGGGAAGAGCACUCUGCUGGGGGUUCUGACCCACGGUGAGCUGGACAAUGGCCGAGGCUUUGCUCGCCAGAAGCUCUUUAGACACAAACAUGAAAUGGAGAGUGGCAGGACCAGCAGUGUGGGCAAUGAUAUCCUGGGGUUUGACAAGGAGGGAGAGGUUGUGAAUAAACCCGACAGCCACGGUGGCGGCCUGGACUGGACGAAGAUCUGUGAGAAAUCCUCAAAGGUCAUCACCUUCAUCGACCUGGCGGGACACGAGAAGUACCUGAAGACCACCGUGUUCGGCAUGACGGGACACCUGCCUGACUUCUGCAUGCUCAUGGUUGGCAGUAACGCCGGCAUCGUGGGGAUGACCAAAGAGCACCUGGGUCUCGCUCUGGCCCUCAAUGUGCCCGUGUUCGUGGUGGUGACUAAGAUAGACAUGUGUCCAGCCAACAUCCUGCAAGAGACGCUAAAGCUGCUGCAGAGGUUACUAAAGUCUCCGGGCUGCAGGAAGAUCCCCGUGUUGGUCCAGAACAAAGACGACGUCAUCGUGACGGCGUCCAACUUCAGCUCCGAGAGGAUGUGUCCCAUCUUCCAGAUCUCCAAUGUGACGGGGGAGAACAUGGAGCUGCUGAAGAUGUUCCUCAACCUGCUCUCCUCCAGAACAUACUUCAACAACGACGAGCCCGCAGAGUUCCAGAUCGACGACACCUACUCUGUACCGGGCGUGGGCACUGUGGUUUCGGGGACCACGUUACGUGGAAUGAUCCGUCUCAACGACACGCUGCUGUUAGGCCCCGACCCGCUGGGAACCUUCAUCCCCAUCGCCGUGAAAUCCAUCCACCGCAAGAGGAUGCCGGUCAAAGAGGUUCGAGGGGGGCAGACGGCCUCCUUCGCCCUCAAAAAGAUCAAGCGCUCGUCGAUAAGGAAAGGAAUGGUGAUGGUUGCUCCAAAGUUGAUGCCUCAGGCCACGUGGGAGUUUGAGGCUGAGAUCUUGGUGCUCCACCACCCCACCACGAUAUCCCCCAGAUACCAGGCCAUGGUGCACUGCGGCAGCAUCAGGCAGACGGCCACCAUCCUCACCAUGAACAGAGACUGUCUGCGGACGGGAGACAAAGCCACGGUGCACUUCCGCUUCAUCAAGACCCCCGAAUACCUGCACUGUGACCACAAGCUGGUGUUCAGGGAGGGCCGCACCAAGGCUGUGGGCACCAUCACCAAG
Gymnodraco acuticeps is the source of this 1412-nucleotide messenger RNA. RefSeq names its product GTP-binding protein 1-like. Gene Ontology annotation, molecular function: translation elongation factor activity; GTPase activity; GTP binding. Lineage: Eukaryota; Metazoa; Chordata; Actinopteri; Perciformes; Bathydraconidae. The record is from RefSeq and is a predicted model, not a curated record. Gene Ontology annotation, biological process: translational elongation.